ACUGAAACCAAACGUCAUCCACGGACAAACUGCUUGUACCGUUUGAGUGUUUUACUGCGGCUAAGAGUCUCAUCACUGUACCGUGCUUGGAAGGUUUUACACCUCCGGUCACCAGAAAUUUCAUCACAAGCUCCGGUUUCACUGAGCUUCUCUUCAGUCGCUCCCCGUACAUGGUAACACAGGACUGAGGACGAGUGAUGGCAGUGUGGAUCCAGGCCCAGCAGCUGCAGGGUGACGCCCUGCACCAGAUGCAGUCUCUCUACGGCCAGCAUUUCCCCAUAGAGGUGCGACACUACCUGUCCCAGUGGAUAGAGGGCCAACUCUGGGACGCCAUCGAUCUGGAGAAUCCGCAGGAGGAAUUUAAAGCCAAGCGCUUGCUGGACAGUCUAAUUCAGGAACUACAGAAGAAGGCGGAACAUCAAAUGGGAGAGGAUGGCUUUCUUCUCAAGAUAAAAUUAGGCCACUAUGCUUCACAGUUGAAGAGCACAUACGACCGAUGUCCGCUGGAGCUGGUGAGAUGCAUCAAGCACAUUCUCUACACGGAGCAGAGACUCGUCAGGGAAGCCACUAACUCGAGCUCUCCGUUGAGCGGGAUGAUGGACAGCAUGUCGCAGAAGUACCAGCAGAUAAACCAGGCGUUCGAGGAGCUCAGGAUCCUGACGCAGGACACAGAGAACGACUUGCGCAAGCUUCAGCACAACCAGGAGUACUUCAUUAUACAGUAUCAGGAGAGUCUACGAAUACAGGCUCAGCUGUCGAGUCUGGCCGCGCUGCCCCCCGCCGACAGACAGGUCCGAGAGCCGAGCCUUCUCAGCAAGAGAGCCACAGUGGAAGCCUGGCUCACCAGAGAAGCCAACACCCUGCAGAAAUACAGACUGGGUCUGGCAGAAAAGCACCAGAAAACACUGGCACUGUUACGGAAACAACAAACAGUGAUACUCGACGACGAGCUGAUCCAGUGGAAGAGACGCCAGCAGCUCGCCGGCAACGGAGGACCGCACGAGGGAGGACUGGAUAUCCUGCAGUCAUGGUGCGAGAAGCUCGCCGAGACCAUUUGGCAAAAUCGGCAGCAGAUCAGGAGGGCGGAGCAUUUAAGGCAGCAGCUGCCGAUCCCCGGGCCCAUCGAGGAACUUCUCAAUGAUCUCAACAGCACCAUCACGGAUAUCAUCUCGGCGCUCGUCACCAGCACCUUCAUCAUAGAGAAGCAGCCGCCUCAGGUGCUGAAGACGCAGACGAAGUUUGCGGCCACGGUGCGUUUGCUGGUGGGAGGAAAACUCAACGUCCACAUGAACCCUCCUCAGGUGAAAGCCACCAUCAUCAGCGAGCAGCAGGCCAAGGCGCUGCUCAAGAACGAAAACACCCGGAAUGAGAGCAGCGGCGAGAUCCUGAAUAAUAACUGUGUGAUGGAGUAUCACCAGACCACAGGCACUCUGAUUGCACACUUCAGGAACAUGUCUUUGAAGAGGAUCAAGCGCUCAGAUCGCCGCGGGGCGGAGUCGGUGACCGAGGAGAAGUUCACCAUCUUGUUCGAGUCGCAGUUUAGCGUCGGGGGCAACGAGCUGGUUUUUCAGGUCAAGACGCUGUCUUUGCCCGUCGUGGUGAUUGUCCAUGGAAGUCAGGACAACAAUGCCACCGCCACGGUUCUAUGGGACAACGCUUUUGCUGAACCGGGCCGAGUUCCUUUCCUUGUUCCUGAUAAAGUGAUGUGGCCACAGCUGUGUGAGGCUCUCAAUAUGAAGUACAAGGCAGAGGUGCAGUCGAACCGGGGUCUGUCCGAGGAGAACCUGGUCUUCCUCGCUCAGAAGGCCUUCAGCAGCUCCAGCUGCAACCCUGAGGAUUACCGAGGCAUGACCAUGACCUGGUCUCAGUUCAACAGAGAAAGCCUUCCAGGGAGAAACUUCACAUUCUGGCAGUGGUUUGACGGUGUCAUGGAGCUCACGAAAAAACACCUGAAGCCUCACUGGAAUGAUGGGGCGAUCUUGGGCUUCGUCAAUAAGCAGCAGGCUCAGGACAUGCUGAUGUCCAAACCGAAUGGGACGUUCCUGUUGCGUUUCAGUGACUCUGAGAUAGGAGGCAUCACCAUCGCGUGGGUGGCCGAGAAUCCCAACAAAGCAGCAGGUGAAAGAAUGGUGUGGAACCUCAUGCCCUACACGACUAAAGACUUCUCGAUUCGCUCUCUGGCCGAUCGUAUAAGUGACCUGAACCACCUGCUGUUCCUGUACCCCGACCGGCCCAAGGAUGAGGUCUUCUCCAAGUACUACACCCCUCCACUGUCGAAAGCAGUGGACGGCUACGUCAAACCGCAGAUCAAACAAGUAGUACCAGAGUUUAUGACGCCUAAUCCGGAUCCAGCCGCGAAUCCAACCUACAUGGAUCACGCGGCCUCGCCAGCUGUCAGUCACCCGCAAAACUACGGCAUCUACCAACCAAUGAAUGACAGCAUGCUAGACGGUGAGGGCGACUUCGAUCUGGACGACACCAUGGAUGUAGCAAGGCACGUCGAGUUGCUGCUCCGCCGACCUUUAGAGGACCAGUGGAGCGGCCAGCAGUCGUGACCUCGCGACCGUCUGUCCUCUCUCCUUUCCCUCAAGCGUAGAUUAUUCCAUUCAUCCCGCCUUCCCUUGCCUACUUUUCCCUUUCCUUCAUUUCUUUUCCUAAUGUGAAAACAAAGCUCAGUGAUAGCUGUGGUUGCUUUUAAUGUUACUUUAUUUUGGUCUCGUUUUGUUUAGUUUUGUUUAGUUUUUUUUGUUCUUUUCUUUCUUGUACUGUCAUUUUUUUUUUCUUCUCCGCAUGUGAGCUGAAUGCACAUGUGUGAAAGAGAAAUAGAAGAAAAAUACUACUAGCGCUCUCUUCAGCUCAAUACUACCAGACAGUAUUGUGGGAAAAAAUAAAAAUCUUGUUACACACAUGGGUUAUUUUUUGUUUUUGUUUUUGUUUGUUUAGGUUCUUUUUAUUUUAUCUUUUUUUUUUAUUUGUGAAAAAUCCCAAAAUAGACCUGUACUACUGUAAAAACGUCUCUUAUUAUUUUCUAUCUUCAGUUUUAUCUUUAAUUUUAUACCGAGUCAAAAUUUUUAUUUUAGUUUUUACCUGUUUCUUUUCUUUCUUCUUCUUUUUCUUUUCGCUCCCCAAAAUGAUCACGUCUACAACCCAUUGCACUGUGGAACAAACGCAUCUGUCAGAUUAGUUCUUUUUUUUUGUUUUGUUUUGUUUUUAACAUGGGGAGAGGAAGAAAAAAAAAAAAAAGAGCUCACUGUUACCGUGGCAACGUGAGGUCACUGCUGUAAUGUAUAUUCGAUACACUAAAAGCGUAAUUCAGUUGUGGUAGAGCCAUUUAUAGUAAGCGUGUGUACAAAAACGCUCCUGAGCAGACUGGACAUGCAUUCUCGAUGCCUGAAUAUAUCAAACACACACACAUACACACACAUACACAUACACAUCAUUCAUGCCAUACACAGAUGAGAAAGAUGCAUCAGACACAUCAGGGUAUUUCAUGACCCUGAGAAACUCAAACACACACACACACACACACACACACUGUUCGUGUCUCUCCUUCUCACUUACUUUCUCCAGCUGAAUAAGGGUGUGGUGAUGUAUUUGUGCGCCGGACAAACGCUUUUAAACGCAUGCUACUCAGAACCUCCGCGCUUGUUGUCAUGGUGACGUACGCUGCUCCGAUCCUGCGUCCGGUUCUCUGACCUAUACGUGCGAGACGUGAACCUGCCCACCCGUUCUCUCUCUCUCUCUCUCUCUCUCUCUCUCACUUUUCCACCUGUUUGUUUCCACUCACAUACAUACAUACACUCAGGACAAAGAAGUGCAGUAGAUGUAUUGUACGAAGUGCUUGUAUUGUAAGAAGAUUCUAGAUUCUAUAUGAAUUUAUUUUUCUUUAACACAAUUCUAUUUUAUUACUGUGGAAGCUCCUUUCGAUGCUCUGUGUACUGUGAAUGCAGCGUGAACCCCCUCGCUAGUACGAGCCUCUCUGCGCUGACCGAUCAAAGCAGCCGUUUAAAGGGGCGAGUCGCGUUUUCCGGCGCCCUCUACUGACUGAGUGCGGACCGCAGCGACGACAUGAACAUAAACAUUAACGUCUUUCUCUUUCCAAAGGAGAAAAAGUACAGACUGUAUACUCACACGAUCUCUGUUGGAACUACGCAUGCGGCGCUUUUUCGUCCGGGCUGGAAAAACAUAAAAACAGCCUGAAAUAAAAAUCAUUUAAAAAAAAAUGUAAAAAGACAAAACAGGCUCGAUCGAGACUCGCGUGCAUGCUGAUUUAUCUUUGCAUUAAUGACUUGCCUAACAGCAAAAAGGUCUGUUUUCAAAACCAGAAAGCGCACCUUUAAGUGCAACGAAAAAAAAAAGAUCGAGGUCAGCAAAACCCGGGGGAUUUAAAAAACUUUUUUUUUUUUAUUAUUAUUAUUAUUAUUAUUUUCUACCAAACACUGCGAUAUCGCUUUUACUUCUCAUUUCUGUGCUGCACCAUUGGACAAGUGAAUAAAGCCAUAUAUCGGCCGCGCGUCCGGCCACCGCGCUUCAUGUGUUUUCCCGCAGAUGCUCCUAAUUAACACAAUUUGAUUCAUCUCAGUGUACAUUUCGAACUUUUUCCUGCUUAUUAGGGAAGUUGUGUGAUUGAAUUUUUUUUUUUUUUCAUCCUUUUGUUUUUACUUUGUAAUUAUUCUUUCUAGUGAGACGGAUCCGUCUCAUCACUCGGGAGUCAGUCUUUCUCACUCUAGGUGGCAAUGGACAUGGGUGUGGGUGCGUCUCUGUGUGCGAGUGUGUGUGCGCGUGCGUACAGUAGGUGUGUGUGUGUUGUGUGUGUGGAUGUGCGGUUAUGUUUAGCUUCACAUCGUGUUGAGUGUUCCCAUGUUUUUUUGUUUUGUUUUUCGGUUGCUUGGAUAUGUGUUUUAAAGGAAGAACAAUUGAAAAUAAAGUUUUAUAAAUAAUUUAAA
Messenger RNA from Clarias gariepinus (North African catfish), 4946 nucleotides. RefSeq names its product signal transducer and activator of transcription 5a (gene stat5a). The record is from RefSeq and is a predicted model, not a curated record. The transcript is spliced from 20 exons. The coding region runs from base 198 to 2555 and encodes 785 amino acids. NCBI's taxonomy places the organism in Eukaryota, Metazoa, Chordata, Actinopteri, Siluriformes, Clariidae. Gene Ontology annotation, biological process: regulation of cell population proliferation; regulation of transcription by RNA polymerase II; cell surface receptor signaling pathway via JAK-STAT. Gene Ontology annotation, molecular function: DNA-binding transcription factor activity, RNA polymerase II-specific; RNA polymerase II cis-regulatory region sequence-specific DNA binding.